Molecule: messenger RNA, 1338 nt
Organism: Anguilla rostrata (American eel)
Lineage: Eukaryota; Metazoa; Chordata; Actinopteri; Anguilliformes; Anguillidae
Exons: 2
Coding region: 95-1219 (374 amino acids)
Biological process (GO): regulation of cell migration
Cellular component (GO): extracellular region
Molecular function (GO): hormone activity
Source: RefSeq, a predicted model, not a curated record
GACACCCCGUUUUCCGAACUUCACCGCCUUCCACCCCGACGCAGGUCCAGCUCAGUCACGCCCCGGUGCAGGCCAGACUCUCCCCUACAGAAGCAUGCACGCCCUGCGGACGCCCGGUUCCCUGGCCCUGCUGGGCCUGGCGCUGGCCCUCUGCGGCCUCGCCGUCGCCUCCGAGCCCACGCCGCGCUACCGGAGGCUCCUCCUGAAGGCUCGGGCUGCUGCCGCGGCAACACAGGACCAGAGAGAGCAGAUGAUGGAAGCUCUCAUGUCUCAGGUCGUUCAAAGACGAGGUUUGGCCCAGAACAGCAAAGCAUCUACAGCACAGCGAUCUGGGACUCCUGAGGGCCAGGUUCCUAUGGCGAACAGCGGUGCUGUCCAGGUGAGCAAGACACCUGCAGCCGAAAGAGGCGUGGCCAAGGACAGCAAGGUGUCUGCUGGGAACAGGAGCGUCACCAAGGUGAUCCAGGUGCCUACUGGCGACAGGAGCAUCACCAAGGUGAUCCAGGUGCCUGCUGGGAACACAAGUAUCUCCAAGGUGAUCCAGGAGGGCAAGGCUUCCAUGGGGAGCAUGGGCGUGGUCCAGGAGAGUAAGAUAGCCCCAUCCAAUGGGGGUGUGGUACAGGAGAGUAAGAUAGCCUCAUCCAAUGGGGGUGUGGCACAGGAGAGUAAGAUAGCCCCAUCCAAUGGGGGUGUGGCACAGGAGAGUAAGAUAGCCUCAUCCAAUGGGGGUGUGGCACAGGAGAGUGAGAUAGCCUCAUCCAAUGGGGGUGUGGUACAGGAGAGUGUGAUGGUGGUGCCUGAAGUGGGUGUGACCGUUAUCCCAACGAUUGAUGUGCCGAGUGUGGGUGCGGCCCAGGAAGGUGAGGCGUCUGCUGUGGGCGUGGCCCCGGAGAACGGGGUGCCUGGAGUGGGCGUGGUCUUCCUUUCGGAGAUCGUGGUGUCCGGAGUGGGCGUGGUCUCAGAAGGCGGGGUCCCGGCCGUGGAGCCAGAGAUCGAGGUGUCUAGAGUGGGCGUGGUCGAGGAAGACGAGGCUCCGGGAGUGGGUGUGGCCCCAGAGGUGGAGGUGUAUGUGGUGGGCGUGGGCGUGCCUACUGGGGAGAGGGGUGAGGACGCUGAUGCUGAGCCGGACCACGCCCCAGACGGCACGAGCACCCUUCCUCCCCGCGAAAGAAAAGCAGGCUGCAAAAGCUUCUACUGGAAAAGCUUCACUUCCUGCUGAGAGUACAGUCCAGGCUCCACCCACUUUGCAAUUGCCAGGAUCCGCCCCCUCUCCCUACCCCUGCAGACCCUCAGCUCUGUAUCUGAGACAUGUGUCAAAUAAAAACAACAAAAACUCUC